CUAUUCCCAUUCCCAUUCCAGUUGGUAAGAAAAAGUAAAAAGUUAGCGCUGCUGGGGUAAAAGUGAACAAUAAUUUAAUUACAAACUGGAUUAACGUGCUCGGCUAGUGUGAAAAUUUUUGGAGCGUAACUAAGGCUCAAGACAUCAACCCGAAACCAUGUCCGACGACUUCGAUGGCUGCGAGUGCGUCUGGUCGCAGGAAUAUGCGAUGCAGCGGCUUAUCAACUUCAUUCGCCAGAACCAGAACGCCUGCACAGACACAGAGUGCUUUGAUGUCACCGGACGCACUUCGCAGCAGGCGCAGGUCGCGGGUCGCGGCGAUGGCAGCGGCUUCUCCGUCGCCAUGAUCUUCUUGAUCGUGGCCAUGUUCAUGUACAUACUGAAUCCAAGUACCUGGGGCCACUUCACCAGCAACAAGCGGGCCGGCGGCCGACGUGACAACAACCAGGACGGCUCUCCGCCGCCACCGCAGCCUCCUCCACCGGCCAUAAACUAGAUGGAUUCGUGGAACCCUGCUUCUGCCAAACCUGAGCUUCUUCAACACAAUUCGCAAUAUGCAUUUCCUUGUUUUGUUAUUUCCUCCGCAAAUGAGAAAGUAAAUUGUUCACUACAACAUGAUGACGGAAGGAACCAGGGCAAUCCGGUUGGUGACAUCCUUUCGCACGACUACACAGAUUAGAUAAAUUAUACAUCCCUUACAUUGUACAAAACACGAAAGCACACUUUAAAACACCGGCUUAUUAACAUAUUUGGACAUUUUUAAAACACUUUGAAACUAGA
Messenger RNA from Drosophila eugracilis, 780 nucleotides. RefSeq names its product small integral membrane protein 14. Bases 158 to 496 code for a protein of 112 amino acids. The transcript is spliced from 4 exons. The record is from RefSeq and is a predicted model, not a curated record. Gene Ontology annotation, cellular component: endoplasmic reticulum. NCBI's taxonomy places the organism in Eukaryota, Metazoa, Arthropoda, Insecta, Diptera, Drosophilidae.